Molecule: messenger RNA, 699 nt
Organism: Paramecium sonneborni
Lineage: Eukaryota; Ciliophora; Oligohymenophorea; Peniculida; Parameciidae
Source: the annotation of a GenBank genome assembly
UAUUUAUAUGUCAUAAUAAAUUUGGGGUAAUCCAUAAGGUUGGGAUGCUGCAGAAUGGUAAUCUGAUGCAACUUGGGCUGAUAGAUUUAUGUAUAUAGAUCCUUACUUCUGGAGGUAAUAAUUAAUUUUUAUUUUUAAAUCUUAGUUAUUUUGGUGUAGCUUUGGCUUUGGCAACAUCUAUUAUAGGAGCAUCAUGGGGUAUAUUUGUUACUGGUGUAUCAUUAUUGGGCUCAACUGUCAAAGCACCACGUAUUAGAUCUAAGAAUUUAAUUUCUGUCAUUUUUUGUGAAGCUGUUGCUAUUUAUGGUGUCAUUAUGGCCAUCAUUAUGAUUGGCAAAAUUGGACCUAUUGAAGAUAUUCCAACAGACUAAAAUGGAAUUAAUUUAUGUUAUACAUAUGCACUUUAUUGUGGCUAUUCUUUAUUUUGGACAGGUGUUUCUGUAGGAUUAUCUAACUUAAUUUGUGGGUAAAAUUUAUUAUUAUAUUCUAUAGUAUUGCUGUUGGAGUUACUGGUUCUGGUUGUGCUAUUUCUGAUGCUUAAACUCCAGAAACCUUUGUUAAAAUUCUAGUCGUGGAAAUUUUUGGAUCAGCCCUAGGAUUAUUUGGAGUCAUUGUAGGAAUUAUUCAAUGUUCAGGAGCUACUUUUCCUAAAGUUUGUCCCACAUCUUGAAUUGCAUAUUCAAAUUACAUAUAAAUAUA